Molecule: messenger RNA, 2189 nt
Organism: Stegostoma tigrinum
Lineage: Eukaryota; Metazoa; Chordata; Chondrichthyes; Orectolobiformes; Stegostomatidae
Gene: wdr54
Product: WD repeat domain 54
Exons: 10
Coding region: 68-1078 (336 amino acids)
Biological process (GO): cilium assembly; cilium-dependent cell motility; sperm axoneme assembly
Molecular function (GO): protein binding
Source: RefSeq, a predicted model, not a curated record
GGCGGCCGGUGUCAUGGAAACAGCGGCCUGAGAGAGGGAGAGCUGCGAACAACCGGGACCAGCCAGAAUGUACAAGAGGGAGAAGAGCAUUCAGAUUAAGAGCAGUGCUUCUGCUCUCUACAACAAUCUCAGUAUUCUGCCCAUCACUGAUAAGAACCUCACCUACUUUGCUGUCAUUCAUGGUAGUGUGGUGAACAUGGUUAGUGCCUCCACUGAUGGGCUGAACCUCUCGCACAGGCAGCUGCAGUCGAAGGAGGGGGGCAUGGUACAUGGUACUUCCUUAAUCAUUCAGGCUUCAUGGUGUGUGUUACCUUCUCGCAUUCUCCUCGUACUGGCAUCACAGAAAGGCAUUCAGAUGUAUGAAUCAGAUGGCUCCAUCAUGGUGUACUGGCACGCAGUGGAUACUCCAGAAAUGCCAACAGCAGAGGCUGUGUUUGCACGAGGAAUCGCAGCUACAAAGAACAACUAUAUCUGUGUGGGCAUCUCAACAGGAUCAAUCCUAGUCUUCAAUGUUCCCCCAAAAGGAACCAACAUCACUGUGUCUGAAGUACUUGAACAGCACAGGGACCCCAUCACUGACAUCGCAUGUGAUUGCUCUGAAAAUAAGGAGUGUGUUGCAGAUCUAGUGACAGCUGAUGACUCUGGGGUCUUGUGUAUCUGGAAAUCGGGGAAAGAUUUUAAAUUAAUGCACAAGAUUGCAGCUUAUGGAGGCCCUUGCUCAUCUGUGAAGAUGUGGAGUGGGACCAUUGCAGCUGGAUAUGGGAGUGGCCAGAUCCUGAUUUAUGAUGCAGCAACUGGUACAGUGCAUGUGGAAGUGAAUGGCCAUGCGCGUUGGAUCUGUGCUCUUGACAUGGCAUCGGAAAGUGGCAAGCUACUGUCAGGAGCUGAGGAUUCUUUUCUCAGGAUUUGGAGAAUCUAUCGGAACUCUGAGUCUAACACCAUUGAGGUGGAGCAUGAGCACACAGAAUGCAUAACUGACAUUCAGAUAUGUGGAGCCAAGUUCUGUGAUCCUGAGGGAAAUGCCUUUGCAGUGACAGGAUAUGACCUGAGUGAGAUUAUUCGUUACGUCCGGGUGUAAGUGCUGAAGGAUGUGAUCGUGCAAAAGACCAGGUGCUAGAGACAUUGUCAGGAAAGCACAGGCUUUCAGAACCUGGGCAAUUUAACAGGGGCUAUACAUCGCAGAAUGCCAGUUGAUUAACCUCUCAUAUCUGCCUCUCCAAACACAUGCAGGUUAGGUAGAUUAGCCAUGCUAAAUUGCCCCGUAGUAUCCAGGGAUGUGCAGGCUAGGUGAAUCAGCCAUGGGAAAUGUAGGCGUACAGGGAUAGGGUUGGGGGGUUGGGUCUGGAUGAGGUGCUGCUCGGAGUGUAGGUGUGGAUUCAAUCGGCUGAAUGUCCUACUUCCACCCUGUAGGGAUUCUAUAUUUUGAUUUCCGUAGCCACAGAUUUUGUAACCUACACAGUCUUUCUUUUCAUUUCUUACUUUUUGCCUCCCCACUGCAGAGAGAUCAUUUCUGUAUAGUCUUUACCCCGUUUGAGGCAGAAACUCAUUGUGAAUGAUCACUGAUAUUGCUGUUACUAAAUAGCUAAUCUGGCAGCUAUAAUGACUAUGUCACAAGACUGAUAAUCCCACAGAUUGAAAGGAGAACAGACAAAUUAAAGUUGUACCACAGCAGUUUAAAGAACAUUUUAAAUAAAAAGCUCAUCUCACCACUGUUUCCAUGAAACUGCGACUGUGAUUUGAAAGAAAUGAUUUACUAAAUGUCUUUUGGGGAGGACAUUUUUGCCAUCCUUACUUUCUCUGGCUGAUGUAUCCACUGCAGAUCCACAUCAAAUUACUCUUAACUGUUCUCAGAAAUGACCCAAAGUAUAUUGGAACCAUUAGCAGCGAAUCAAAUUCUGGUCACUUCUACCCUGGCAGCUGUGGAAUGGAUGAGUAGUCCCAUCCUUGUCAGUAGUGGCACCCAUAUCGUGUGAGUUAAUUGGAAAGCAAAAGGGAAGGUUCUGUUGAAAGUGCUCUGUAAUUGAAUUAUAAAAUGUUUUUCAUAUUUGGCCGCAGAUAUUUAGGUGUUUAUUAAAUCAAACAUUUGCUCGUGGAUAUGAAUAACUCGGGGCAAGCUUGUACUCAGACUGUUCAGCUGACAAUGAGUGUAUGUAAGUUAUCAGCUUUUAAUAAAUGUGACCAGUCCUGCC